This is a messenger RNA of Pleuronectes platessa (European plaice), 1305 nucleotides long. Its product is annotated as membrane-anchored junction protein. Lineage: Eukaryota; Metazoa; Chordata; Actinopteri; Pleuronectiformes; Pleuronectidae. The record is from RefSeq and is a predicted model, not a curated record. Gene Ontology annotation, molecular function: DNA binding. Gene Ontology annotation, cellular component: nuclear inner membrane. Bases 187 to 924 code for a protein of 245 amino acids. Gene Ontology annotation, biological process: meiotic attachment of telomere to nuclear envelope; homologous chromosome pairing at meiosis. The transcript is spliced from 9 exons.
AGAGAGGGCGCGGGAGAGAGCUUCAUUAUAAACUGUUAAUUGUGAUAAUUGGAGCAAAGGCUCAGGUGAAAGUGAAAGUGUUUUCUUGCUAGCUCCUAGUUAGCUGCGUGUGACAUGUAUGCUAACAGUUCAAAACUUGUUCAGGAAGACGUUCAUUUGUUUUGUUUACGAACCUCCAGCUGAGCCAUGACGCUGGAUACCUUCUCCUUCCCUCUUCCUGAAACUCGGUUCUUCAGAGCUGACGGGUUCAUCUACAAGUUUAAGAUCAGAGGAGGCAGCAGCUUCAGUGGAGAGGAGUUGAUGGAAGGAAACAGCUUCAAUCAGGAACUGGAGGACAUCAUCAGAACGGUUCUCGGCAACCUGGACAAUCUCCAGCCUUUCUCCAGCACCCACUUCAAUGUCUUCCCUUAUAAGAAGCGGUGGGAGGGAUUAUCUAAGGUGAUGUGCAAACACGAUGAGAAGAACCUGAGCGCCUACCCUUUCAUUCUCAUCCUCUACCUGGAGAAAAACACUCCGAAGGGAACACAUGCAGAGAAGAGGCUGAGUCCAGAGAAAGAGAGAGAGCAUCACUCCAGUGUUUCUAAGCCCCAGUCCAAGCGCACUAAGACUGACUCACCACUAGAGGAGGCCAUACUACUGGAUUUAGUCAAGGAGUUGGAGGCUGAGAGCCAGAUUUCCAUGGUGGGCAGGCUGCACGUGGACAAUCCACAUGAAGAGGGAGAGGUCAAAGAGGAUCCAGGACAUGUUGUCAAGCUGAAAUCAGACGUCAACAUGAUGAGUGAGAGUCCAGGUGAAGUGCAGCCAGGGACAAUACAGGAAAAAGAAGUGGAGGAGGAAGAUAGGGCAGCUUCAGAGAGGUCAGGGUUUCUGACUCGACUGGCCAGCCGAAUCUUCCCUUUCUCCUUGUUCUUCAGAGACGAUUGAGAGACAGGAAAGUAGUUUCUGUAAUGGAGUCUCAUCAGGGUUUGGUUUAGUGGCACAAAACUAAUUGUUUGGCUUAGUUUUAGUUUGGUUAAACUUGUUUUGAUUUCUUCAUGAACUAUAAUCUAUAGAUUUGUUGGUUUGUCUUCAACCUCAACUGAUUCCUUUUUACAUUUGUAUUUGUCAGUAUAGUUUUCUUAAAUGUCCCCUGAGAUCUCUGUUCUUGUUCUCUUAUUGUUCUUGUGACAUUUUACUUUGUAAAGAUUUGUUAUGAAAUUGACAUAUUUAACUAUUGUUACAGAGAUGAAGAGUCUAUUUUUCACAAUAUUUUUUAUUGUAGAUUUCCCCUAAUAUAAGCAAAUAAAUAUUGUAUUGUUGACUCUA